CUCUUCCUGCGGCGGUGCAAAACAGUCUGAGGAAUUCAGGAACAGAGAAUUGCAUGUUCUGGUGUGUGUGUGUGUGUGUGAGAGAGAAAGAAGGACGCCCUGAGUAAUGGCCUCACCCUCGAUACCAGCGUACAACUCCAGCCCUUUGGAAAACAGCUCAAGCCAAAACGCUUCCAGAGAGAGUCUGAAGAUGGAACCGCUGGCAGACGUAGCCCUCUUGCCAGGAGAGGAGAGAGUCAUAGAUAAAGAUCUCAUCUACAUGUGUCCAUUCAGCGGAGCAGUGAAAGGAAAAGUGUUUAUAACCAACUACAGACUGUACUUCAAGGGCACUGAUACAGAUCCCACUGUAACUCUGGAUGUGCCUCUUGGGGUCAUCAGUCGGGUGGAGAAAAUGGGCGGAGCCUCCAGCCGAGGGGAAAACUCGUACGGGCUCGACAUCACCUGCAAAGAUAUGAGGAAUCUGCGAUUUGCUCUGAAACAAGAAGGACACAGUAGAAGAGACAUCUUUGAGAUCCUUUUCAGAUUUGCUUUCCCUCUAUCUCAUGGCCUACAACUGUUUGCAUUCCAGAGUCAGGAAAAGUAUGAGGAGAACGGAUGGAAUGUGUAUAAACCGUUGGAAGAGUACAGGCGGCAGGGUCUACCCAAUGAAAAAUGGAGGGUCUCCUUCAUCAACGAGCGCUAUGAGCUCUGUGACACGUACCCCACCCUCCUAGUGGUGCCUUUCAAAGCCUCUGAGGAGGACCUGAAGAGAGUGGCCACCUUUCGGUCACGCUCCCGAAUUCCGGUGUUGUCAUGGAUACACCCAGAGAACCACGCGGUGAUCACACGAUGCAGCCAGCCCCUGGUGGGCAUGAGCGGCAAACGUAACCGGGACGACGAACGAUACCUGGAUCUGAUCCGCGAGGCCAACGGGACGCCCAAACUGACCAUCUACGACGCCAGGCCCAACGUCAACGCCGUCGCCAACAAGGCUACAGGCGGCGGUUAUGAGGGCGACGAUGCGUAUCAGAACGCAGAGCUGGUCUUUCUGGACAUCCACAACAUCCACGUGAUGCGAGAAUCACUAAAGAAACUGAAGGACAUCGUCUAUCCCAACGUGGAAGAAUCCCAUUGGCUCUCCAGUCUAGAGUCCACACACUGGCUGGAACACAUCAAGCUGGUGUUGUCAGGGGCGAUCCAGGUGGCUGACAAGGUGUCGUCAGGUAACUCGGUGGUGGUCCACUGCAGUGACGGCUGGGACCGCACAGCUCAGCUCACCUCUCUGGCCAUGCUGAUGCUGGACAGCCACUACCGCACUCUCAGGGGCUUCCAGGUGCUGCUGGAGAAAGAGUGGAUCAGCUUCGGCCACAAGUUCGCCUCGAGAAUUGGCCACGGAGACAAGAACCAUGCGGAUCAGGAUCGGUCGCCCAUUUUUGUGCAGUUCAUAGACUGUGUAUGGCAGAUGACCAAACAGUUCCCGACAGCCUUUGAGUUUAACGAGCGUCUCCUGGUGGCGAUUGUGGAUCACCUCUACAGUUGUCGUUUUGGCACCUUCCUCUACAACUGCGAGAGCGUCCGUGACAGUAACGAGGUUCGAACAAAGACUGUGUCCCUCUGGUCUCUGAUAAACAGCGAUACGUCAAGUUACCUAAACCCUUUCUACACAGUCGAGUCCAGUCGCGUGCUUUACCCUGUAGCUAGCAUGCGCCACCUCGAGCUGUGGGUGACUUACUACAUCCGGUGGAAUCCCCGCAUCAGACAACAGCAGCAGAGCCCUGUGGAGCAGCGCUAUAAGGAGCUGCUCGCGUUGAGGGAUCAGUACCUGAAGAAACUCGAGGAGCUCCAGCUCUCCGAUUCUUCUCCCCCUCCACACCUGACCAACAGCUCCACCCCCAACGCCGCGUCGCCCACGCAGCGCGUCACGCACCUCCAAACACCCUUCUGA
Molecule: messenger RNA, 1924 nt
Organism: Chanos chanos (milkfish)
Lineage: Eukaryota; Metazoa; Chordata; Actinopteri; Gonorynchiformes; Chanidae
Gene: mtm1
Product: myotubularin 1
Exons: 15
Coding region: 107-1924 (605 amino acids)
Biological process (GO): muscle cell cellular homeostasis; mitochondrion distribution; phosphatidylinositol dephosphorylation
Cellular component (GO): cytoplasm; membrane
Molecular function (GO): phosphatidylinositol-3-phosphate phosphatase activity; phosphatidylinositol-3,5-bisphosphate 3-phosphatase activity
Source: RefSeq, a predicted model, not a curated record